UCAAAUUUGCAUGAUAAGAGUGGUGAAAAUGUUCCACCAUCUCGAAGAAGAAAAAUCGAAAAUUUUGCUCUGGAGGAUCUUUUUAAUGAACGAGAAAUUAACUGGAAUCAAAAAGAAUUUGUUAAAGUAUGUCAAUCUCGAAGUAUCCGCCUUGAUGACGAUGAUAUUGCUAAUAUAACCAA
Molecule: messenger RNA, 182 nt
Organism: Racocetra fulgida
Lineage: Eukaryota; Fungi; Glomeromycota; Glomeromycetes; Diversisporales; Gigasporaceae
Source: the annotation of a GenBank genome assembly